Messenger RNA from Olea europaea var. sylvestris, 900 nucleotides. RefSeq lists its product as uncharacterized. The coding region runs from base 62 to 661 and encodes 199 amino acids. The record is from RefSeq and is a predicted model, not a curated record. The transcript is spliced from 2 exons. Lineage: Eukaryota; Viridiplantae; Streptophyta; Magnoliopsida; Lamiales; Oleaceae.
UAGAAAGAAGGCGGUGUAACUGCAGUUGUUGUGCGGUAGAGCUGGUGGCAGGCUGCCAUUGAUGAUGGCAAUGGAAGGCCACGGUGCACCAGCACGUAAGGUGAUGGUGGUUGUGGACCCAACACGUGAAUCAGCGACAGCUCUUCAAUACGCUCUCUCACAUGCUGUGAUAGAAAAAGAUACCUUAAUUCUAUUCCACGUUGAAAACAGUAACGUAUGGAAAAAUCCCUUUGGUUCAUUUUUUAGAAAGCACUCCGCACAGUCGGCCGGCUCGGGUGGCACCGCCGCAUCAUCAUCAUCAUUGCAAGCUAGUGGAGGACUUAUGGACUUUCUUGAAGCAAUGAAGCAUGCAUGUGAAAUUGCUCAUCCAAAGUUAAAGAUUCUUGUAGAGAAGGCAGACAUAGUGGAUGGAAAGGACAAGGCUUCCAUAAUUCUUGCUCAAACCAUAUCUCAAAAAAUUGAUCUUCUUGUUAUUGGGCAGCGAAGGAGUCUAUCUAAUGCAAUAUUAGGGCCUAAACGAGGAUCACUAAGAGGGCUAGAUACAGCAGAAUAUUUGAUUGAACACAGCAAAUGCACCUCUGUGGCAGUGCAGAAGAAGGGUCUAAAUGCUGGAUAUCUUCUUAACACUAAAACACAAAAAAACUUCUGGCUUUUAGCAUAGGCACCAUACAUGGAUCCUGUCAACUUGUACCAGUUGUAAUCACUUCUCAAUCUCUUUGCAGUUGAUUCUUUUUUCUUUUUCUUUUUUCUUUUUUUGCCUUUUCGAAAUCAGUUUACUCAUUUAUAAGUUCUAAUGUUGCAAUAGAGAGAUAAUUUGGUUUGUUUCUGCAACACGUAGCGGAUUAAUGUUAGUUGAUCAACCUGAACAAGUCAAUAAUAUGUUUUUCAUUACCCAGAUAC